GUCACGACAGAGACAUAGAGGAUAGAUUAAUCACAAUGGUCACAGUUAUUGAGAGCUCAUCUGCUGUAUGUACACACGUUGGCGAGCUUAGAGACUCGAACUUCCAGCUUUUCUCUUGCUUGAACAAUUAUACUAACACACAAGAGGGGAGGCACUGCAAUGCUGGCAUUUGUCCAGUUUUGGCCCUCUUUUUUAACAGUUGAGAAAAAAGAAGAUCCUGAAAAAAUCCUUGAACUUCACCAUCAUGGUGAUUGGCCAGUCGGGAAGCGGCAGG
Messenger RNA from Pichia membranifaciens NRRL Y-2026, 274 nucleotides. RefSeq lists its product as hypothetical. The record is from RefSeq and is a predicted model, not a curated record. The transcript has a single exon. NCBI's taxonomy places the organism in Eukaryota, Fungi, Ascomycota, Pichiomycetes, Pichiales, Pichiaceae. The coding region runs from base 36 to 203 and encodes 55 amino acids.